GGAGCAGCUCGGGAGACAGACCCAGGAUCCCAGCGCAGUCCCAACAAGCCCCAGUUCAUCUAAACAAGCUCGGUCACUGGGAUUUAAACCCACAACCCCACCCAGGAGGACCCCCUGCCCCCCCUCAGGGCCCCCUCUGUCUUGCCACUGGGGAUGUCUAGACUGGUGUUACUGUAGUGGAGAAGACCACCGCCUUAACGUCUGCUAACAGUGGCUCGGCCAGUCCAUCACCAUGCCUCAAUUAAGUGUCAGUCCCAGCUCAAAGUCUAACUGUUGCCCUCUCUGGCUCAUCUGGGUUCUCCUGGGCCUCUCUGCUGUACACACUCAUGCCAAAGAUGUCCUCAGUGUACCCCAGCAGGUGAGCCUAUCGCCCAACAGGUUCGCACGGCAGCUGUCCAUUUCGUGGCUGGGAGGAGCCGCCACAACGUUUGACCUCAUGAUCCUUAGAACUGAACUCAAUGAAAGUGCCUUCUACGAGACACUGUCUGUGAAUCCAGUGAGUGGUCAACACCUGUGGAACUGGACCUCAGCUGAACCUCUGGAAUGCACCUCUCUGUCGAUCAAAGUCCGCUCAAGAGAUGGACUCAUGACAAGUGAAUGGAGCAACACUCAGAUACUUCAAGGAAAUGAUCUCCCCAGCAAUGACAAAUUCCAGGUUUAUCCCCUGGAUACAAUUGUACCUGUGGGGGCCAAUACUACCUUCUGCUGCAUUGUGGAGGAGGGGAAGGUCUUUGGUGAUCUCCUCUACAGUGGCGCUGUGAUGAAUACGACUCGACUCAGCAGGCGGACUUACGCCAGCACGAUGGUUAAUCAAGGACCAUCCGUCAGCUCUGGAACCAACGUUAUCUGUUACGAUAGCCUGAGGGCUAUUGCUGGAGCCGUGGUGUUUGUUGGAUAUCCACCUCUGCUCAGUGAUUUUGUGUGUGAAACUCACGACUUAACCUCAGCUGUAUGCCAUUGGACUGAAGCGCGAGACACACACAUCUAUGGCAAACGGGGAGUACGCUACUCGCUGAACAAGAGGGAUUGUCCUCGGGGAAAGCAGCAGCAGAAGCAUAAAGUGUGUACUGUGGACCAUUGGGAGGGUAACUGGACACUGGUAGCUGUGAAUUUUCUCGGCCAGUACAGCCUCAAUGACUCUGCUGAAAUCCUUAACAGAGUGCAUCCAGUAGCACCAACCAAAGUGAGCUCUGUUGUCGAUGCCUGGAAUGCCACUGUGCUGUGGCAGUGGAAGUACAGGAGCUAUUCCUCCCUGGGUCUUGUCUGUCAGGUCGAGCUCACCUGCCAUGGAUCCAAAACAAAUCUUACCGUCUCUGGUGUGGGUCUGCAGUCUGUGGUGCUGUCAGACCUUUAUCCUGAUGAAGAUUACAGUGUUCAAGUCCGCUGUGGUGCCCAGCUCAAUUUCUGGAAGUGGGGCAACUGGAGCGAAGCGUUUACCUUCAAAACUAACACUUAUGUUCCAGAGGCUCCUGAUGUAUGGAUUUGGAUGAACGGAGACAACACCGGGCAGAUUGUUUGGAAGCCUCUGACAAGAAGACAGAGCCACGGUCAGAUCACAGGUUAUGAAUUCACUCUCUGGAGCGCUGAAGAAAAUGUACAGCACACACAGAUUUUUUCACCUGGAGCUACUGCUGCACCAAUCAACUUCACCCAGAUCGCUGCCUUCAGCAGUGACAAGAUCAUUGCAACCAUCAUGGCAAAGAAUGUUAAGGGCUCAUCUCAACCUGCCAGUGUGGUCGUACCUCUACGUUUGACAGAACCCCUUGCUUUGUCCAGGGCAGUUUACACAGAGAGCGGUUUCCCUCUGACCUGGCAGAGCGAUGCCAACGCUACCGGUGGUUAUGUAGUAGAAUGGAUAGAUGCUGUCUGCACGAGGGACUGCUCCGUGGAGUGGAUCAAGGUGGCCGCUGGACACACAAAUGUGUCCGUAGUGUCGGCCAACUUCCAGCCGGGUGUGAGGUACAUCUUUUCCUUGUACGGCUGCUCCUCUGAAGGCCGGGAGCUGCUUCAGCGCCAGCAGGGAUAUGUGCAGGAGCUGGUCCCUUCCAGUUCUGUCCUUCUGUCAACCAGUCAGCAGAACUCGGAUGUUCUUCUCUCCUGGGGAGAGAUCCCACUGCUCAACAGAAGAGGUUUCCUCCUGGGCUACAAUGUUUACAACAGUACUGGCUCUGAACUCAAACUUCUAGUAAAUCUGCCAGAUAAAGAAAACAGGAGCUACACAGUGAAGGGGCUGUCUGAGGGCUCCCAUAAAUUUACUGUUAAGGCCUACACCUCGGCCGGCGAAGACACAGGUGCUACUGGCUCCAUUACACUGGAGCUAUACGCUGACUGGCUGAUCCUGGAGAUCCUGACUUCUCUGGGAAUCACAACCUUAUUCCUCGUCAUUGUCACCUUCAUCUGCUACAAGAAGAGAAAAUGGGUGAAAAAGGCAUUCUAUCCAGACAUACCUGAGCCCAAGCUGCCCGGUGAUUGGUCCAGACGACAGGGGCCGUUGGACGUGAAGCCAUCUUCCCAUAGUAUAAUGCACAUUGUAGAAAAGCCUGAUUGGGAUUCUAGUAAGGAGGCACUCGUUGUCAUUCCUGAAGAAGAUGAGGAAGAAGAGGGGCAGGGGAUUGGAGAUGAGCCAGUUGACACAGAUGAGCCAACGUCGUUACGCUACUACAACCAAGUAGUAGAUGAGAGGCCCAUAAGACCACGUUACCCAGACUCCUCUGAUUCCUCUGCAUCUUCUUUGGAUUCAGCACGCACUGAUGUGACGUACACAGGAAUCCAGACGUCAGGGUCGUCAUUGGUCUUCCAGCUGGAUUCACAGGGCUCUGCCGAGGGCCACCAACCCCACACUGAUAUGUCUGUCAGUGGUGGAGGAGGAGGUGGAGGUGGAGGGGACUACAGGCCCCAGAUGCAAGCUAGAGCCCCAAAUGAUGACAUUGACCUGGUUUCCUCUGAGCCUUUCAUAGAGGCUGCCAGUGGUGGGGGCUAUAAACCCCAGAGCUCUUGGCAUUUGGACUCCCCCGUGGAGGGCGAGGAAAAUGGAGGCCGGGCCCCGUCUCUCGGAUCCCCCACUUCUGUCGCUUCCACUCAGUUUCUCCUCCCUGAUGGAGAAGAACACACAGAGGAGAGGCGACAGCCAUCAUCAUCAGCAACAACCUGGUUCACCAAUCUGCUGUCAUCCACAAAACCGUGAUAUGAUCUCUGUGUCACUGCUGGAGGGGUCAACAUUUAACUUUGAGAUUCAUUACUGUUACCAGUGUCAUGCAUCAAACAGGUUUAACCCAAAUGGUCUUAGUAAAUAUGCCCUCUAAUGUAGCUCUACAUCCUUAUGUUUGCAUUUCGACAGCAGGUUAAUGAUCGUAUUUAAGGUGUCUAUUUCCACACAUACAGAUAUACACAUAUAUUGUUAAAUAUCAUAAAUCUAAAACUGUAUAUUUAUACGUCAAACAUUUCUAUUCUGACAACGAUUCUCUUCCACAUAUUUCUUCAGACCUCUUUUCUUUUGUUGCUGCCCCUGGUAACCUGGUUGGUGGCUUUUACGAUAAAUCACAGCCUUUACUGUGACUCCCUGUAAUGGGCAUUUAGCGAUGGCAUAUCCAAUGUUUCAGUUGACUCUGUCCAGUUCUUAGCUUACGUUUCACAUGUUGUUAGUUUUCGUGAUGUGAACUUUACUACACUACAAAAUAAACUGAAAACAAGAAUACUUUGAUCCAAAGAUCCAAGACCGAAGGACAUUUUUAACAGAACACUACAGACGAGUGUUUGAACAGAAGGUAGCUGAGAAGACAUAAAUCCUCUCUUCACUCUUUCCCCGUCUUGUGAUAGCCGUUGUUUUGGGUAAUCUUGCCUGCUUUCUGACCACUGAUGAGCUACUGAAAGGAAACGAAACUGAAAUGCAAAUUGAAAAUUGCACUUACAAAACAAAAACGGUCAUUAUUUUACACAGAUACUGGAGUGGUGCUUUCUAUUGCAGUCUGGAAUUGUGUGGGCGAUGAGCCCAGUACACUGAUAUAAGCUAGAAUAUGAUUACACACUGAUGUAAUUUUAUGAAUGAACACUAUUCUGUUAUGUUUGCAUGUUAUUGUUAUGAUGUCUUCCUUAACCAGUAGAGUUUUAUUUUUUUAAUUGUCAUAGACAUGCAGUUCAUUUCACUGUCGGGCCAGUGGCAUUUUUUUUAUUAUGUUGCGAAUUAUCCUCAAGUUGAUGGUUGGACAAAUUAUGUGAGUUAACUUGUAAGGGUAAUUACAUUGUUUAAAUCCUUUUUCACGUGCUGCCUGAAUGUCAAACAUAAUGAACCAGACUCUGCCCAGUGCAUACGUCUGCUAACAGUCCUCUUAUGAAUUUAAUUUAAAUUCAAUAGAUCUGCAUUUUUAGCUGCACCAAAUUGCACACACUCAGAUACCAGUGCCCUAAACGUGACAGACUUUUUUUUCUAUCAAGAUCCACAAAUCCUUCUCUGAGAAAUCAAUGAAAACGUUAAAGAAAACUUCCUUGAUCCUCCCCCCAGAUUCAGAUCUGCACCAACAUUUAAUGGGUUCUUCCUUUGGUCUUGCCCCACAAAACUUCAGGGAAAUUGGUAGAGUUGUUUUUGUGUAAUCUUAACUAAUAAUCAAACAAAUGCAGAUGACAACAUAAGCUCAUUUGCAGAGGUAAUUAUUUACAACAAUGCAGUUUGCAACUGAAAAGAAAUGCAGUGCUUAAAGCACACAGGCAUGGAGUGUUAUGUACAAAAGUUCUGGUUAAUAUAGAUACUUCAUACUUUUUUCUUUUGUUGCAUUAUUUUUAAACCCAGACAGAAUGUGGACUUGGUGUGCUUAGGAGCUUGUUUAUUUUUUGCUAGAGACCUGAGUCUACUUUUAAAGUUCUUUUUUUAAGUUGAUUGUUUAUCUUUUAAUUGCAGAGUUUUCCUGAAGGCACCAUGUCAUGUUUUGUGAUUGUAGAAAGGGACCAAGGGAAAAGUGGAGUCUAUAAUUUGAGCUUUUGUUGACAAACGUGGGGGAAAGGUUGUGUGACUAUUUGUUGCUUGGCAGCAAUUUCACAUCUUUGUCAUGGUGUCCUAGCCCAAGUACCCUUCACAUACUCCAUGAGCUUUCCACUUGUGUAUGUACAGUGUGUGUGUGUGUGUGUGAAGGAUGCACCAUUGGCUGGUCUUCCAAAAAGCAUCAUUAUGCAAAUAUUAUCCUUUGACAUCAAAGUAAAGUGGUAACCAAGAUGUUUUUCAGUUAGACCCUGGUGUGGCAACCUGCUGUCCGUUGUUUCUCAGUGCCUCCAGCCAACAAGCUUUAAGCAAAACUACUGUGACAUGACUGAUGAGUUAGAUGGAUGUAUGUGGCUUCACUGAUGAACUCAUAACAGUCAGGCAGUCCUCUUUGACUACUGAGAAAAAUAUAUCCCCUCUUUCUCUUUAUCUCGUUACACUGAUCUGAAGUUUAACUUUUAAAUUGAUCCUGCCCCAGCCGAGCUGAGUGAAGCGUUUGAUUAUGUGAGAUCAGAUCAGUGACGAUCACUUCCAGACGGUGGUGUAGGGUGGCUAAAGUUUUGAGUAUUUAAACAUGGCUGCAAAUUGUUUUCCUUUAAAGCCUGCUUUCUUAGACCGGCAGCGCUUUGGAGUCUAACCUAUGAACGCUAUGUGUUAGAGGCUUUUAUGUUGAUUUGGAUCAACAAAAUGGCAACUUUUGAUUUGUCUCAAAAUCUCUGUUUUUGUAUAACUAACUGUAUAUUAAAAUGUUUAUUCCAUUUUAUUCCUUCUAACAAGACAAAAUACUAAGGUGUUUUACAUUGGAAAAGAUAUACUCUAUAUUGCAACAUGCAGAGUUAAUGUUGACUAACCAGAUUUCUUGAGAUAGAAAAGGUUUGUGUUGAGGACACCAGAUAUAUUAAGUCCUAAUAAAGGUGUUGUGUGUAAAUCCAUGAAAAGCUUUUUAAAGUGUGUCUGGAAAAAAAACAUGUAAAUUAAUUAGAAAUGUGAUCCUGUCCUGGUUCUUAGUUUAGCCUGCUUUGCAUUACUAGCUUAUCGCAGCAGUGUCGUUUUGCCACAUUGUAAGUAGGGCCAGAAAACUCACCAUGCAGACUCACACAUGGCAACUGCUGACGUGCAAUUUUCCAUUCAGUCCAUUAUCUUUUCCCAAUGUCCAUCCACACUUUUAAUUGGCGCCUGUGUUUGGGGAUUAUGCAGGAUUACAGCCGGGUACACUCGCUGCCUUACACAUCUUCAUCUCUGGCCCUAGAUGUUCUGCUGAAUCGAUGCAUGCUGUAUAUACCAUUACUAAACAAACAGCUCCAUGUUUCCCUAUAGCUUUAAAACACAUGACUGAAGUAUCAUGCACCUGAACAUGCUUUAAAAUCCAUGAUGUUUUGCAGAAAUAUUUUUUGCAUUAACUGAAUAAAGAGACACAGUGAAGUGCUAAGCGAAUGAAUAAAUAUUAACACUAAUAACACAAAGUGAAACGCUACUUGUUUAAUGGCAAUAAAGUUAUUUGUCUGGCCGCUA
Molecule: messenger RNA, 6481 nt
Organism: Limanda limanda (common dab)
Lineage: Eukaryota; Metazoa; Chordata; Actinopteri; Pleuronectiformes; Pleuronectidae
Gene: lifra
Product: LIF receptor subunit alpha a
Exons: 18
Coding region: 233-3184 (983 amino acids)
Biological process (GO): cytokine-mediated signaling pathway
Cellular component (GO): external side of plasma membrane
Molecular function (GO): cytokine receptor activity; protein binding
Source: RefSeq, a predicted model, not a curated record